AUGCCGUCCACUCUGACCGUCAAUGGCAAGGCCCCUAGCGUUGCCUAUGCCGAAUUAAUUGCUGCUCGUAUUGUGAACGCUUUAGCCCCGAACUCUAUAGCCAUUCAAUUUGUUGAUGAUAAGAAAGCUCCUGCUGCCAAGCUCGAUGAUGCCACUGAAGGUGUAUUCAACAAGAUCACAGGUAAAUUUGCCGCCAUCUUUGACAAUGGCGAUAAGGAGCAAGUUUCUAGAUGGACUGAUUUGGCUGAAAAAGAACUAGUUGUCAAGAACUUUGCUAAAUUGUCACAAUCAUUGGAGACUUUGGAUUCUCAAUUGAAUGUGAGAACCUUUAUUCUUGGUGGUUUAAAAUACUCUGCCGCUGACGUUGCAUGUUGGGGUGCUUUGAGAUCCAAUGGUAUGUGUGGUUCUAUCAUCAAAAACAAAGUUGAUGUCAACGUUUCUCGUUGGUACACUUUACUGGAGAUGGACCCAAUUUUUGGCGAAGCUCACGAUUUCUUGACCAAGUCUUUACAAGAAUUGAAGAAGAGCGCCAAUGUAGGUAAAAAGAAAGAAACGCACAAGGCCAACUUCGAGAUUGACUUGCCAGAUGCCAAGGUAGGCCAAGUGGUUACUCGUUUCCCACCUGAACCUUCUGGAUAUUUACAUAUUGGACACGCCAAAGCCGCCUUAUUAAAUCAAUACUUUGCUCAAGCUUACAAGGGUAAAUUGAUCAUCAGGUUCGACGACACCAACCCAUCGAAGGAAAAGGAAGAAUUCCAAGACUCAAUUUUGGAAGAUUUGGACCUAUUAGGAAUUAAAGGUGAUAAGAUAACCUACUCUUCGGAUUACUUUCAAGAAAUGUUUGAUUACUGUGUCCAAAUGAUCAAAGAUGGUAAAGCUUACUGUGACGAUACUCCGACUGAAAGGAUGAGAGAAGAACGUAUGGAUGGUAUUGCUUCUGCUAGAAGAAACCGUUCUGUCGAAGAAAACUUGAGACUUUUCACCGAAGAAAUGAAGAACGGUACUGAAGAAGGUUUAAAGAAUUGUGUUCGUGCCAAGAUCGAUUACGAAGCCUUGAAUAAGACUUUAAGAGAUCCUGUCAUUUACAGAUGUAACUUAACCCCUCAUCAUAGAACUGGCUCUACCUGGAAGAUUUACCCAACCUAUGACUUUUGUGUUCCAAUUGUCGAUGCUAUUGAAGGUGUCACUCACGCUUUACGUACUAUUGAAUACAGAGACCGUAAUAUCCAAUACGAUUGGAUGCUACAAGCAUUGCGUUUGAGAAAAGUCCAUAUCUGGGAUUUUGCACGUAUCAACUUUGUUAGAACCUUGUUGUCCAAGAGAAAGUUGCAAUGGAUGGUUGACAAAGACUUAGUCGGCAAUUGGGAUGAUCCACGAUUCCCAACUGUCAGAGGUGUGAGAAGAAGAGGUAUGACUGUUGAAGGUUUGAGAAACUUUGUUUUAUCUCAAGGUCCAUCUAGAAAUGUCAUCAACUUGGAAUGGAACUUGAUCUGGGCUUUCAACAAGAAGGUCAUCGAUCCAAUUGCUCCAAGGCACACCGCUAUCGUUAAUCCAGUAAAGAUUCACUUGGAAGGCACUGAAGCUCCACAAGAGCCAAAGGUUGAAAUGAAACCAAAACACAAGAAAAACCCUGCUGUAGGUGAGAAGAAGCUCAUUUAUUACAAGGACAUCGUCGUCGACAGGGAGGAUGCCGACGUCAUCAAUGUCGAUGAAGAAGUCACCUUAAUGGACUGGGGUAACGUCAUCAUCACAAAGAAGAAUGACGAUGGCUCUAUGGUUGCCAAGUUGCAUUUGGAAGGUGAUUUCAAGAAGACUAAGCACAAAUUGACUUGGUUGGCUGACACCAAGGACGUUGUUCCUGUUGAUUUGGUAGAUUUCGAUCACCUGAUUACCAAGGACAGAUUGGAAGAAGACGAAAGUUUCGAAGAUUUCUUGACUCCUCAAACCGAAUUCCAUACCGAUGCUAUUGCUGAUUUGAAUGUUAAGGACAUGAAGGUUGGUGAUAUUAUCCAAUUCGAAAGAAAAGGUUACUAUAGAUUGGAUGCUUUACCAAAGAAUGGCAAGCCAUACGUCUUCUUUACUAUCCCAGAUGGUAAAUCUGUUAACAGGUACGGUGCUAAAAAGUAA
Molecule: messenger RNA, 2127 nt
Organism: Saccharomyces kudriavzevii IFO 1802
Lineage: Eukaryota; Fungi; Ascomycota; Saccharomycetes; Saccharomycetales; Saccharomycetaceae
Gene: GUS1
Product: glutamate--tRNA ligase GUS1
Exons: 1
Coding region: 1-2127 (708 amino acids)
Biological process (GO): glutamyl-tRNA aminoacylation; translation
Cellular component (GO): cytoplasm; cytosol; methionyl glutamyl tRNA synthetase complex
Molecular function (GO): glutamate-tRNA ligase activity; ATP binding
Source: RefSeq, a predicted model, not a curated record